AUGAUUGGUGGAGCCGCGUCACGUGGGUGGCCCCCGACCGGAGUUUCCACGACAGCUGGCAGCUGUGCGAGCCGAGCGCGUCGCUGGUUUAUGCCCCAAUUCUGCCCACAUCCCCCCUGAAAACAUCCGUAGGCAGGCGACAUGGGAGACAAGAAGAGCCCGACAAGGCCGAAGCGGCAGCCGAAGCCUUCCUCCGACGAAGGCUACUGGGACUGUAGCGUCUGUACGUUUCGGAACAGCGCCGAGGCUUUCAAGUGCAUGAUGUGCGAUGUGAGAAAGGGGACAUCCACACGGAAGCCCCGUCCAGUCUCUCAGUUGGUCGCGCAGCAAGUAACCCCGCAGUUUGCCUCCCCCACGCAACCGAAGAAAGAAAAAAGAGAGAAAACGGAUAAAGAAAAGAAUGAAAAGGAGCCAGCGGUCAAAAAAAACAGCCAGAAGAAGAUGAGGCCAAGAUUAAAAAACGUGGACAGGAGCAGCGCACAGCACUUGGAAGUCACAGUCGGAGACCUGACUGUUAUUAUCACGGACUUUAAGGAGAAAACAAAGCCACCAGCGUCCUCCAGCGCGGCGUCGGCAGACCAGCACAGCCAAAGUGGCUCCAGUUCCGACAACACCGAGCGAGGUCUCUCCCGGUCGUCCUCGCCCCGGGGAGAGGGAUCGUCAAUCAACGGGGAAUCCCACUAGCCCCGCCCCCCACCCAGACCCACCCCACACCCCUGUUACUUUAGUCAUUACGCAAUAUACGCAUGUCAUAAACUUUUUUGCCAAGAUAGACCACAAGUCUCAAUUUCAGGUGAGGUUAGACCACAUGUUUGUGACAUGCAGAUGAUGAGGUGGACAUAUUGGAAGUCUUCCACUAUGUGUUCUGUCCUGGUGGGUUUGUUUUUAACGAGACCGGUUUCCUGUCAAGAUCAUAGUAAGUGAACUUUCUCGCCCUUUGUUCAUGACUUUAAGAAACGAGGGUAUUGUCUGGGGAACAAAUUAGAGUAUGAAUUGUAUAGUGCCAUGUUAAUGUGGUAGUAUUUUACAUAAAGUCAGUGUUAUAUUGUCAAUACACUCUUACUCGAUUUCUUUCUCCAAAAAAAAUGUUGUGGCAUGAAAUGGGUCAGAGUUUUAAACAUUUACAAUAGAAUAUGCAUUAUAGCAGAUAAUGGGAAAAGGGUAUUUGAGGUGUACAGUGGAACUGAUAACUGUGAGAACGACAUAGCUACUUGUUCUCAGUGGCUUAAUACACCUGCAGGUACGUGGUGUGUGGCUUAACUAAGAAAGAGAAUAUUCUUUAAGGACACUUGUGUAUGGUUAGGCCAAUAUCUUACAGCACAUGUCAGUUUUGUUUAAUUUUCCCACCCCUGGGUAUACCAGUCUGUGCUGUUAAAUGUGUAUGAACAUCUCAAUUAAUUACGUUGUUUUACUGUCUGAAGAAAUGUUUAUAAGUAAAAGAAUGAAAUUAUGAAUUUGUUGUUAAGAGGUUGACCUCUGUCUGCUUCUUGUUCAUUUCAUAGACGCUAGCUUGUCAUUAUUUUACAGUGGUUUAUAUUAUAGAAAUUAUCACAAAAUAAAGAGAAACUAGACUCCUUAGUAAAACAGAAA
This is a messenger RNA of Paramormyrops kingsleyae, 1590 nucleotides long. RefSeq names its product YY1 associated factor 2 (gene yaf2). Gene Ontology annotation, molecular function: DNA binding; transcription coregulator activity. Gene Ontology annotation, biological process: positive regulation of DNA-templated transcription. Gene Ontology annotation, cellular component: nucleus. The record is from RefSeq and is a predicted model, not a curated record. NCBI's taxonomy places the organism in Eukaryota, Metazoa, Chordata, Actinopteri, Osteoglossiformes, Mormyridae.